CGGCUAGACAACGUGCCGGGUGUUGUAGUGAAGGAUACAUUGACAUCAUCUCCGUCAGCCAUGUGUUGAAGAGCCGAAUAGCAAGAGGAGACAAACAGACCCUAGGCCAUGAGGGUUUGAGUCAACCAUGGUAGAGGGAAGUGCCUAUCAUGAGUUGUUCAAGCGAUAUGCACGACGCCCGUUCAGACUACGUAAGAAGACGACGCCUCUGCUGCCUCCGUCGCCGUCUACCGCCUCCACCUCUGCCGCCUCCACUGCCCCCGCCGCCUCCACAACUUCAUCCCCUCCCACCAUGGCAGCUGUGACAGACAGCAACGAUGUCUGGUGGCUGCUACCUGAGAUCCGAGUGUUCCCGACCAAUCAGACAUUGGACCCGACCAACUCCAUGCUGGCGACGAACGGUACCAACCCCAGCACUGACUGGGAAGAGAUGUUGGCAACUGAUGGUUUCGACUCUCUCUACUUCCCCAACCUCACCGUCUCAAACCUAACCAUGGACUUUAACACGACCAGGAUGGACGGGGAUGAGGUGAACCUUGUCACAGCCAUAGCGCUGGGCAUCGUCCUGGGACUGAUGAUUCUGGCAACCAUCAUAGGUAACGUAUUCGUGAUCGCAGCCAUUCUCCUAGAGAGGAACCUCCAGAACGUCGCCAACUACCUGAUCCUCUCCUUGGCCGUGGCUGACCUCCUGGUGGCCUGCCUGGUCAUGCCUCUAGCAGCCAUCUACCAAGUCAGUCGCCACUGGACACUGGGACCCGAGCUGUGCGACCUGUGGACUUCGUGUGACGUACUGUGCUGCACGUCCUCCAUAUUACACCUCGUCGCCAUCGCACUCGAUAGGUAUUGGGCGGUCACAAACGUGGACUACAUCCACAAAAGAACAGCUCAGAGGAUAGGAAUCAUGAUCCUGAUCAUCUGGGUGGUGUCGUUCCUCGUGUGCAUCGCCCCUCUCCUAGGAUGGAAGGAUCCUAUGUGGGAAGAGCGCAUCACGCUACAACAGACAUGUCUGGUGUCCCAGGACAUAGGAUACCAGAUAUUCGCCACCGCCUGCUCCUUCUACCUGCCUCUUCUGGUCAUCCUGGCGCUCUACUGGAGGAUAUUCCAAGCGGCGAGAAAGAGGAUUAGAAGGAGGAUGACGGCAUCGGCGGCAUCCUCAGCGGGAAGUUCAAGAGUACCUGCAGGAGGCGGUGUUAUGGCUGGGCUGUGUGCUGCUGGGGCGGCUGGUGGCAGUGGAGGUAUUGCAGCAGCAGUAGUAGGUGUCAUAGGACGACCAUUACCAACCAUCUCGGAGGCAACCACCACAACCACAACCACAGCUUUCACCAACGUCUCCUCCACCAACACAUCUCCGGAGAAAGGCUCCUUCGGAAACGGUCUGGAGGCAGACCCUCCCACAGUAGACCUGGGCUCCUGCCAGUACCAGCCUCCACCUACACUCUACCCGCCGAAGAGAAAGACCAAGGAAAACGCCGACUCCAAGCGCGAGCGCAAAGCUGCAAAAACUUUAGCCAUUAUUACAGGCGCGUUUGUCAUUUGUUGGUUGCCGUUUUUCAUAAUGGCCAUCCUCCUCCCUAUCUACAACGGUAGUAAUUUUCCUCCUUAUAUAAUAGCGUUUUUCCUCUGGCUCGGGUAUCUCAACUCCAUGCUUAACCCUAUCAUUUACACCAUCUUCAGUCCCGAGUUCAGGAACGCCUUCAAGCGUAUCCUGUGUGGCAGAAGGAGUUCGAUACGUCGAAGACAUCGUCACAUGGGAGUCCGAUACAUGCACUGAUGGUGGCGAACUCCUCCGACGGUCGUGGAGCUGGCGGCUCGCACGAUUGGUGACCACAGGUUCUAGAAGACGUUUGAAGCAGAUCCAGUACUUAUGCAGUACGGUCCUGUCCUUCAGGCCUCAGAGGUGCACUUCUUAAACAAAGGUACUUUAUGUCGACAGAUCCAAUACACUUAGGUAUACCUGACACUUGUUCGAGAAGAACACCUCUAAAAAUCAAUGGAAAUCAUCGGCCUUUACGAUCGUCGGACAAAGGGUCUGAAGGUACAAUCUCUGUUCACCCAAAGCCUUUUAGUAGCUUUCCAUUGUUUUCUUCUAAACCUCUUUUUCAGUAGGGUUUUCUAAUGCGUUUAAACACAUCUUAAGUGGAUAACCACCAGCCAGAAUGUGAAACCAAUGUCAACUCAAUAAAAUAUUUAGUUAUCAACCGUUAAAGCAGGGUUUUUUCAAAUUACGAGGAAAUAUAACACAAUGCAAAAAAAAAAUAAUAACAUUCGAAAUCACCUAGGCCCUAAUUAUAUCGUUUCAAAUUCUUUCAUAAUUUCCAGAAUUUACAUCUUAGGUGUGUUGAAAAAAGAAAAAGGGGUUCAGAACAAGCAUCGUAGUAUAUAAAUACUUUACAUUUAUACUUGAUGAACAUUAUAUACAACAUAACCAUGACCUCCUUAACUCUCCGUUUAGGGGACUGAGUCCAAAGGGCCUAGACAACUGUAAAGAGAUUUUUCAAUUAGGAUUACCACAAGCCCCAUUGUUAUCUUAAUUGGGAAAUCUAAAUCUUACAUUGGAAAUUAAAGCAGAUAAAAGGCAGCCAAUGUAAGAGGAAAUAUUUUUCAAGUGGUCUGUUAAAAGAAUGUAUCAGUAUAUUUUUAUUAAGUGUCUCAGUCCCCUAAUCAUAAGAGUCUCGACUGUGAUCCUAGUAGAUAUUUUCGUCAUGAAACCAACGACUUAAUAGUAAGUGUUAAGGUUAUCUCAUUGUCUAGAUAAUAUAAAUAUUAGUGUUAUUUGUAUAGAGUUUUAUAUUGAAGUUGUUCAAAUUAUGGUUGUAUCUAUAUUGUCACCACAUAUUUGAAUUGAGAUUAUGAUUUUAUUUUUAUGAAUUCGAUACGUAAACAACAGUCUUGUAUUAACUGAAUGCGUUUCUUUCUUUUUAGUUUACCUAAACUUGAAAGGCAACUUCAAUUAUCGAUAUUAUAGUCAGAUACCUAUGGGAAUACUCCAGAUCAGAUAGCAAAAUUUAUGUUUUAAAUAAAUCAAAUUAAUAUUAUAAUCAAGCACCUGAUCACAAACAAUUUUAAUACAAAAAUGUUACACAUAUUUUUUACAAAAUAUAUAAUUACAUUUAUUUAUUAUAAUUCAUUAACUUUAUACAAAUCUUAUGUGAAAAACUAAGUCAUUUGUAUUAAAAGCACUUUUCAUUUUCCUUCACUUAGGUUAUGUUAUUUUUUUUCAAUCUGAUCAUAUGCGAGUGACCAUCAUGUUGUACACCAAUGUGUUUCUAAAUAAAUGUAUAGAGUUUGCAGCAAUACUUAAGUACCCAUAGAUUAUCUUAAGAGGAAGGCUCGAAGUUGUACAUAGUGAUUAACAAUCAAUAGUCUUGUAAGAAAUUGCACAUGUAAAUGUUGAAUCUAUGUGUUGUUGAAUAAAUUAAACUACGGGUAUUUUUCUAUGUGAGUAGAUAAAGUUUUCUCGGGAUGGUAUUUUCUUUUACUAUAGUUUUUUUUUACAUCCCAUUAGCUCCUGUUCCUCUUAGUCAAAUAUGAAUUAAUCAUAAUAGGUUUAUGUUUUUAGUCAUGAACAGGAAAGUUUGUGCGAAGUUUAAGAAAAUAAAUACAGUUUUAGGAAAAACUUAGUUUUUAAUCCUACCUCCUGAAAAAAUAGUUGUUCUAACAUUUCAAAGUUCAAAAAAUUAACUAAUUGCAAAGCACACGCUUUAUUAAAGUAGACAACUUA
Molecule: messenger RNA, 3721 nt
Organism: Macrosteles quadrilineatus (aster leafhopper)
Lineage: Eukaryota; Metazoa; Arthropoda; Insecta; Hemiptera; Cicadellidae
Product: 5-hydroxytryptamine receptor-like
Exons: 6
Coding region: 128-1771 (547 amino acids)
Biological process (GO): adenylate cyclase-activating adrenergic receptor signaling pathway
Cellular component (GO): membrane
Molecular function (GO): G protein-coupled amine receptor activity
Source: RefSeq, a predicted model, not a curated record